GCUUACUGUCGGGCAGCGUGGCGAGCACAGGGAGUAGUUCGAAGGUCUCAUUCAUUUCGACAAAAUUGCCAGGAAAAACACAAAUACAAGAAAAUGCCUUGUCGAAAAGAAAAUUACAUCCUUUUGGAGCAGUCUGUUACCGUCGAUUCUAAAGAAGUGGAUGCUUUGGUCACAAAAAUUGGCGAAGCAUUACAGCUUCACAACAACAGUGCUAAUCAGAAGACGAUGUCAUGUCUCCACGGUCUCAACGGCAGUAGCAACGUCAAACAGCCGAACAACAACAAUGGUGCGCCGAUCCUUCAAAAACGCACCGGUUGCUGCAUGCGGCUUCGAAAACGAGGGCAACGUAGCAGCCGGGCCAGUCCCUACAACAUCCCAGGGUCAAGUGACCAAGAGUGGGACCAUUUCAAACCGUGGAACAGAAAGAGAGUCAAUGUCGAAGAGAACGACCCACAUCAAUUACUUCAGGAAUUAAUAUUGUCUGGGAAUUUAAUCAAAGAAGCCGUGAGGCGACUGCAGUUUUCUACUACCGAAUGUGGGGACCAUUCGAAAAUGACAGAGACUCUGCAGUGCUAAAACUGUUACCACGAUUAGUAGUCAGUAUGGACAACCGGCUGUUCUGUAGCGGGGACAGAACCACCCACUGGCAACUGUUAUAAAUGUUAAUACUUAUGAAAUAUAAUUAGGAUAGCUAGCUUUUCUAAUUUCUGUACAUCUUUGUUUAGCUGGCUUGCUAGCUAGUAAACAUUUCCCAUAAGGUUUCAGUCUAGUUGACCGUAUGUUUAUGUUUGAACGUCUGAUUGAACAUUGUUUUUGCUCAUGAGAUGGGCUAGUGCUCCCCUUUCAUUUGACUAUUUACUACCCCAUGCCAUGGCUAUGCCUGUGAGUGCAUAAUUGCUAUCUGUCAAGAUAUUUUAACCUUGUUUACUAUCUAGACGCUAAGAUUGGUUUGGUACAUUGGACAUAAGCUAGCUACAACUGUAGUCUACAUGUCGUGAUGGAUUUUCAAAUUUCUCUGGCCUCACACUGUGACAGCGUCUACGGCAGCUGACAUUUUCUUCAAAAGGAACUGGAUAAACAUUGUGUACCGAACUGCAUCGAGAGCCACGUUGUUCACAUGAACUAUCUUGGGUGUUUUGAAACGGACUAGUUUAUGUUUAUAAUGGGGGGAUGGUCAGCCACACUUGAGACACUUUGUGGUGCUUUACCUAUGAAUUCCGACGGGGAGUUCUGUUAAUUAUUUUCAUUUUUCCACUGUGUAAAGUAAUUUACCAUGACCACUUCGUAACGAAGUAUUUAAUAUUGUGCCUGAGUAUUCAGGACUUUUGGUGUCUUAAUAAACACGGUGUUUUUUUCAA
This is a messenger RNA of Osmerus eperlanus (European smelt), 1358 nucleotides long. RefSeq names its product glycogen synthase kinase binding protein (gene gbp). Gene Ontology annotation, cellular component: cytoplasm. The record is from RefSeq and is a predicted model, not a curated record. Lineage: Eukaryota; Metazoa; Chordata; Actinopteri; Osmeriformes; Osmeridae. The transcript has a single exon. The coding region runs from base 94 to 576 and encodes 160 amino acids.